This is a messenger RNA of Plodia interpunctella (Indianmeal moth), 1364 nucleotides long. RefSeq names its product clavesin-1-like. The transcript is spliced from 5 exons. The record is from RefSeq and is a predicted model, not a curated record. Gene Ontology annotation, molecular function: phosphatidylinositol bisphosphate binding. Bases 53 to 979 code for a protein of 308 amino acids. Gene Ontology annotation, cellular component: membrane. NCBI's taxonomy places the organism in Eukaryota, Metazoa, Arthropoda, Insecta, Lepidoptera, Pyralidae.
CAUGUACCACCUAUUUACACUGUUACCAAUAAACAUUGUUUGAUGUUCAGGAAUGGCUUUCUUGGAGGUGGCGAUCGAAGCCGACGUGAGCCGCUUCGAGGACCCUGACUUCGAGGAGGUGGCUCGCAGGAACUGUAACGAGCAUCCAGAGACAAGACAGAAGGUCAUUCAGGAACUACGUUCUAUGAUCAUUGAGCGCGGCGAAUGCCACCCGCGCCGCCUGGACGAUGCCUACCUUCUGAAAUUCUUGCGCUGUCGCCGAUUCAUACCUGCGCUAACUCAUAAACUGAUGUUGCGGUAUCAAGACUUCCAGCACCGUCACGCGGCCCUCUACGACUGCGACCUGUUCGACCUGGUGAAGGUGCAGUACGUAUACGCUGGUGUGUUGCCCGAGAGCCCCAAGAGUGGUCGGACCAUCCUCAUGAGGUUCGGUCGUUGGGACGUGAACGCCGUGACCGCCGAGGAUGUGAUGCGGGCAGCCCUGGCUAUGACCGAGAUAGCAUCGCAGCAACCCAAGAUCCAGGUCAUGGGCGCCUCCAUCGUAGUAGACCUCGAGGGCUUGCACCUGCGGCAGCUGAGGCAGUUCACGGCCAACAUCGCGCACCAGACUAUCAGUUUGAUGGGGGUGAACUUCCCCAUACAAAUCCACGGCGUCCACUUGGUCAACUACAACUGGCUGCUCACCAGUGUCUUCUACCUGGCCAAGCAGUUUAUCCCCAUAGGAGCCCUCAAAAGGAUCCAUUUCCAUGGCAGUGAUAUGAGCUCCCUUCACCAACACAUAGACCCGGAGACUUUACCACCAGAGUAUGGGGGAUGUUGCCGACAUGUUGUGACUUUCGAAGACUGGCUACCAGGAAUUCAGAAGUACAUGAAUAGAAAUGAGUUCCUAGAACGAGAGAUGAGAGACUUGGGGUAUAGUUUUGAAAGUGAUGAUAGUAAAUGUGAUAGUAGAAUAUGGCUUGAAGAAAUGUUAGCAUGAUAUAAAUGUAGAGAAAGACGCUAUGAACUAGUUGACUAUUAGAUUAUCAUUUGAAGAGCUUUAAAAACGAUAUUAAAGGAAGAAUCACUUGUAAGAUUACUAGUGAUGUUCAUGUCAACAGGAGUUAGUAGAAUAACAAUGUCGAGAAAUGGAUGGGCCUCCAAAGCUCUGCUAAACUAAUCAAGUUAAAAACUGCUUCCUGCAAAAAAAUUCCGACGCGAAAUCCCACCAAAAACGUCCUGUAAAAACCAUAUUGCCAAGUCUCUGUGAAGCUGUUUGUUUCUAUAUAAAAAUGCCAAUCCAUGCCUGAGGUUUAUUACUGGUAUUUCUUUAUGUAUAGUUUGAAUUUAUGUGAAUUGAUCGACAAAAAAAACCUGGAACUUGG